Dentiscutata erythropus is the source of this 486-nucleotide messenger RNA. Lineage: Eukaryota; Fungi; Glomeromycota; Glomeromycetes; Diversisporales; Gigasporaceae. The record is from the annotation of a GenBank genome assembly.
AUGCAAGAGCUAAACAAUUUAAGAAAAAACCAAAAUUCUAAAAUUUGGGCUUCUAUUCGUAAAGCAGCUAAGAUUCGUCCUGCUCAAUUUAAACAAGAAGUUAAUAAAUUAUUUAGAAUUAAUAAAAAUAAAUACAAUACGAAAUUUGUAAAAUUAGCUACUAAUAUUAGCACUAUAGAACGAAUCUCAAUACGUGCAAUGGUAGAAUGCAUCAAAGCCAUUUAUCAAUUCUUAACUGGAGAGAUGCCAAAGCAUUGGGUAGCGGCAUCUACUUUAGCACGAUGGAAUAAUGAAAUAGCAGCCUUAUCCUUUAUCCAAAACCACCCUAUCGACGUGUCUAGUAAACUUCAAGAGAUCUCUCAAAACAUGCUGCAAAAUAUUCGGCAAGACACCAAUAGCUCUAAAGUUACUAAACAAUUAGAAAGUAAUGGGAUUUCUAAAGAAGAAAAGGCAUAUGAAAUUCUUGGUAGUUUUCUUACCUGGUGA